Cantharellus anzutake is the source of this 411-nucleotide messenger RNA. RefSeq lists its product as uncharacterized. The transcript has a single exon. Lineage: Eukaryota; Fungi; Basidiomycota; Agaricomycetes; Cantharellales; Hydnaceae. The record is from RefSeq and is a predicted model, not a curated record. The coding region runs from base 1 to 411 and encodes 136 amino acids.
AUGACUGUCGCCAUAAUCUUGGGUCGUCGAAUUGACCUCCCAACUUCCGUAUUCCUUCACGGUCUCGCCUUAGCAUUUUAUGGACUCUACUUGACCUUCUACCCCACUUCCACACCCUCACGAGCCAAUGACCGCUCUGCCAUGAUGGGCAUCGCAGUGACGUGUUUAGGCCUCGGUUACCUCGGGACGGCGUACAUGCCUCAGGAGCAGAACGCUUUCCUUUACGCAAGCGUUCCCGUUCGUGUGGGCGUAGCCAUACUCUCUGGGCUCAAGCUUUUGUUGUAUGGGAAUACCUUAGGCACUGCUGGGAAGAGGGAUUUUCUUGCGGUUCUCAUAUACGAUGGAAUUGGAGGGUUGAUUCUGGGAUGGAAUCUCGGCACCUGGAGUGGUAUCGCUCCCGCUUACCGGUGA